Molecule: messenger RNA, 726 nt
Organism: Sparassis crispa
Lineage: Eukaryota; Fungi; Basidiomycota; Agaricomycetes; Polyporales; Sparassidaceae
Product: Putative uridine kinase
Exons: 3
Coding region: 1-726 (241 amino acids)
Cellular component (GO): cytoplasm
Source: RefSeq, a predicted model, not a curated record
AUGGAUCGGAUAGCAGUGGAACUGGCCGAGUAUCUCGCACAGUUCCUCCAGAGCACUGAUCCAAGCGCGCGCCUCCUAGUUGGCAUCGCAGGCGUGCCUGCAUCCGGCAAAUCCACUCUAGUGCAGCACAUUGUGGACUAUCUUAACGACACUCUUCCGUUGGGGAACGAACCGAGUCGCACCGAUGACACCACGAGAAAAGACGUUGCCGUCUCCGUCGGUCUUGACGGCUGGCACCUGACACGCGCGCAACUUGACGCGCUCCCUGACCCAAAGUUGGCGCACGACCGGCGGGGAGCGCACUGGACGUUCGACGCAGUGGCAUACGUCGACUUCGUCAGAGUUCUCCGCCAACCACGUUCGGAGGAGGUCAUCUAUGCGCCCACGUUUUCUCACGUUAUCAAGGAUCCGACUCCUUACGCUGUCCCCGUAUUUGCUCAUAAUCGCAUUGUCUUGAUCGAAGGUCUGUACACCUUCCUUGGGAUAACUCCAUGGCGAACUGCAGCAGAGAUGCUGGAUGAACGGUGGUGGAUUGAUGUCAGCGAAGAAGAGGCGCAAAAGCGUCUCGUAGCGCGUCACGUCGAGAGUGGUGUUGCGAAGGAUCUGGAAGAGGCAAUGUGGAGAUCAAGGGAGAACGAUGCGCCUAAUGGGAGAUUCAUCAAAGAAAAUAUGCUUAAACCAACAAAGAUCAUCCACAGUGUCGAAGAUCCCAGGUUCUCGUCAUGA